Messenger RNA from Corvus hawaiiensis (hawaiian crow), 7050 nucleotides. It is a transcript of the gene TOM1L2, whose product is annotated as target of myb1 like 2 membrane trafficking protein. The transcript has 17 exons. Gene Ontology annotation, biological process: signal transduction. Gene Ontology annotation, molecular function: ubiquitin binding; phosphatidylinositol binding; clathrin binding. Gene Ontology annotation, cellular component: endosome; membrane. Lineage: Eukaryota; Metazoa; Chordata; Aves; Passeriformes; Corvidae. The record is from RefSeq and is a predicted model, not a curated record. Bases 355 to 1845 code for a protein of 496 amino acids.
CGGGCACCGGGCCGCUGUUUGUUGUCAUCCCAAGAUGGAGUUUCUGCUGGGGAACCCGUUCAGCACCCCGGUGGGGCAGAGCCUCGACCAUUCUGCAGCACCAUAAAGACUUAUAGGUACUUACAGAUGGACUUUUGGAGAGAUUUUUACCCUGGUCCUGUCAUCAUUCAGCUGGAGUAGCUGCUCUCAGUGCUUCUAGCAGUCAGAAUUCCAGUCUCAGCUGUACAAACAUGCACAUGGAGCAGUAGUAUGGAUUGAACAGGGCAGAGAGCAACUUCUUGAGGAGAAGCACUGUUGGUUUUUCUCGAAAAGGCCACAGAUGGCUCUUUGCAGAGUGAAGACUGGACACUUAACAUGGAGAUCUGUGACAUUAUCAACGAGACAGAAGAAGGGCCCAAGGAUGCCAUUCGAGCGCUGAAGAAGAGGCUGAAUGGAAACAAAAAUUACAGAGAGGUCAUGCUGGCGCUGACGGUGUUGGAGACCUGUGUGAAGAACUGUGGCCAUCGCUUUCAUGUCUUGGUGGCAAAUCGUGACUUCAUCGAUGGCGUUCUGGUGAAAAUCAUCUCACCCAAGAACAACCCCCCCACUAUUGUACAGGAUAAAGUCCUAGCACUGAUUCAGGCUUGGGCUGAUGCCUUCCGAAGUAGCCCUGAUUUAACUGGAGUAGUGCAUAUUUAUGAAGAACUCAAGAGAAAAGGCAUCGAGUUCCCCAUGGCAGAUCUUGAUGCUCUGUCUCCAAUACACACACCGCAGAGGAGUGUUCCUGAAGUUGAUCCUGCAGCAAAUAUGCACAAUUCCCAGUCUCAGCAAAGGAUGAGCAUCGGUUCUUACUCUUCAUCCUCUCCAACGGCAUAUUCUGCUCCUCAGGCCCCAGCCUUGAAUGUGACUGGUCCCAUCACUGCUAAUUCUGAACAGAUUGCCCGGCUGCGCAGUGAGCUGGAUAUUGUUCGUGGGAAUACAAAAGUGAUGUCUGAAAUGCUGACAGAAAUGGUACCUGGACAAGAGGAUUCCUCAGACCUUGAGUUACUCCAGGAACUGAACCGAACCUGCAGAGCCAUGCAGCAGAGAAUUGUGGAGCUUAUCUCAAGAGUGUCCAAUGAAGAAGUCACAGAGGAGCUGCUGCACGUGAAUGAUGAUUUAAAUAACGUCUUCCUCCGAUAUGAAAGAUUUGAACGAUACAGAUCGGGACGCUCAACACAGAACGCCAGCAAUGGAGUACUGAAUGAGGUGACAGAAGAUAAUUUAAUAGAUUUGGGUCCUGGCUCUCCAGCUGUAGUGAGCCCAAUGGUUGGAAACUCAGCACCUCCAUCUUCACUUUCUUCACAGCUUGCAGGGCUUGACUUGGGCACAAACAGCGUCAGUGGCACACUCAGCUCCCUCCAGCACAGUAAUCCUCGUGAUGACUUUGACAUGUUUGCACAGACAAGAGGCAGCUCCUUGGCUGAGCAGCGAAAGAACGUGACGUACGAGGAUCCACAGGCUGUCAAAGGACUGGCGUCUGCCCUGGAUGUUCGGAAACAGAACACGGGAGGGAGGAGAGGUAAAGGUGGGAACUCAGACAUGGAGCCCAUAGACAAGUGGCUAAUUACACAAGGAAUGAUCCCUGUUGCACAGUCCUCUGUCAUGGAUGACAUUGAGGAGUGGCUCAGUACCGACUUGAAAGGCAACGAACUGGAAGAAGGAGUGACCAGUGAAGAGUUUGACAAAUUUUUAGAAGAGCGAGCCAAAGCGGCGGAGAUGGUUCCCAAUCUGCCAUCCCCUCCCCUGGAAGCCCCCACCCCUCCGACAAAUCCUUCCAGCAGGAAAAAGCAGGAGCGCUCGGAGGACGCCCUCUUUGCACUGUGAAGAUGGCACGGAGCCACCCUCCCACCCCUGUGCUCCGCCAGAGAAUAUCUCCGUACGGCCACUUUGUCCUCCACAGUCCUUGGCUAACAACGACCCCCAUCCCCCCCAUUCCAUAGUUUGCUUCUCCCUCCCUCCCUCCCCAAACGAUCCACCCCCACAAGCUGACUCUUUCUAUUUAAAUCCAACGCUAUUCCUGCCAGACCACGAUUCUCCAGCACUCGCUUAAUCCCCUCCUUCCUGUCCCAGCUGCACAAAACCAGCUCUUGAUGCUGAAAACCCCUUCAGAAUGCACGAGUACGUCACACUGGGCUGAAACAAAAGCCCAGGGGGGAGAGAGCAGCCUUGCCCUUCAAUUUAUGUAGGGAUCAUCCUCUUCUGUAGGCAGGUCCUGCCAAGUAGACGGCUCUGUCAGUCAGCAUGUAAUUGACUGAGCUGGAAUGUUCAGGAGGAGUGUGUCUUUAUUUUUAGAUAAAAUGUUAAUGUAUUGGCUUUCGUGUUGGAUUCGACAGCAAGGAACAACUGUUCCCCUUUCAACAUGUGCUUCACAAGUUAAAAUCCUUUACUCUCCCACUCACACAUCUCCUGGUACCAUAUGGUGGUCGCUUUUCCCCACUUUCUGUGGCGUUUCAUUUCUAAAUCUCACAGGGUAUUUUUUGCCUUGUGUUUUAUCUGGGCUUGCUCUAAUUUGAAGCAGUCUGUUGGCCAUGUCCAGUAGCUCUGGCAGUUGAUAAGGAUGGAAAAUGCUGGGCUAAAUGGAUGCUUUAACGAUGGCACAGGAAGCACCUCGCUCUUUGAGAGACCAUUGUCACACAGGAAUUUCCCUGGUAUGUUUGCCUUUUAAACUAGCUUGGUUAUUUUCUCCUUACCUUAGAUUCCUUCUUCAGCGACUGUAGAGCUCUGCACUUGGUGUAAACAUCCAUGCAGAUGGAUGGGACUUGCUCAUGGAUUGGGUGUGAGCUGAGGUUCCUGGAUUCCCUGCAAUGCCUGGUAGAAUAGACAUGCUGGUUCUUGGGGAUAGGGAUGAGGAAAAGAGGCAAACCUCAGAGGUUUGUAUGGAACACUGAGGGAGAUGGUUACCAUGGAGGGAUUAGCCGUGCCAGCCUGUGCUGGAGGUGAAACUCCUCAUUUCCUUCUAGUUUUAGGCUGAAGAAAGUGUUGAAGUGAUUGUGACCGUGCUAUUUGUAAUUUUUGGAACGUCCUUUGAUCCCUCUGCCCUUCAUUAACUCCUGGCUCCUAUGGGGCUGCAGUCUCUGUGCAAACAAGCAUAUUCCCUUGCUUGCCAAAGGCAUGGCCAGGAUUCCUGCUCCUCUGGGGCUGCCAGAAGGGAUUCCAGCAUGUGUGCCUGCCUUGCUGGGCUGACAGGCGGAGCUGGAGCAGGCAGCUCCAGCCAUCGCCGCAUCCCGCAGCGUGUUCCUUGGGAGGAAGCCAGUGGCACAGGAUGGCAGGAUCAAAGAGAGAGCUGAGCAGUGCAUGGCAGGAGAAUCUCCCAUCCUGACAGAGAGGCACUUUAUCAGCUAAAUGCCCGUGCAGGCAGCAGGCUCCAGCCCCUCUUCCUCAGGGUGUUCCUUGGUUUAGGCAAUCUCCUUCUGACCUGACAUGUCUGAGCUUCCCAGGAUGCUGAUAUGUGUCAAGCUCUCUUGAAAGUUGUUCUAGGCCAAGUGAUAGAAGCUUUUAUCUGAGCACAGCAUUUUAUCAGCCCAUACCAUACUCUCUGAGGACCACCCCCUUUGGGACAUUGUGACACACAAAGCCUAUUACCCAAUGCCUGAUUGCACCACUGAUGGACUUUGACAGCAGACACAUUAAUCUUUGAAGGGAAAUGUUGUUUGGUGCAGGAUUUCCAGGCUGUCCCAGGUCAGGUUUCACUCUGUGCCCUCCCUGCUCAUCAUCUCCUCUGUCCUGCCCUGCCUGCAGCCUCUUCCAGGAUCCCUCCAUAUGUAGCUGGGCCCAGGCAAGGCUGUCCUGCCACGCCUCUGCACUGAUGUGACACCUCAUCACUGCUCUGUGUAGCACAGUUUACAAGUGGACAGGGAAAACCAUGUUAAGGAUGGAGAUAACUUGGGGAUCAAGCUUUUCUCCCCACUUGCUGGCCCUCUGUCCAGUUGAAGCCCUUCUGUGUGGGUCUGCAGAGGCUUUUUCCCAUUCCAUCUUCUCCGUGGCUAAUGGAACCUGCCAGGACAGUCUGCCUUGGCUGCAUUACACACUCCUGCUCUCACCCUCUGCCCUCACUGCUCAACAUAAGAUGAGCCUAAUGCUCAGGGAUUGGCACUGCCAGCUUGCUGCAACACAUCACAUGUGGCCACCAGCUCCCUGAAACCUGAGGAAACUUCUGUGGCAACACUGAUUUGAUUUCAGACGGCAUCUGGUGAUCGCCUGAGCAGUCUCACCAGCACAGAAUGAAUUGCUGGUAUUCCUGUCAAGGCAGAAAGCUCUGUGGGUGUUUUAAGUGUGUAUUUUCUCUUCUAAAUCCUUGAAACACAUUGACCCUGUAAAUGGCCACAUCAGGUGAUUCUAAGCAUGUUAAUCCAGCUUCCCUGCCAAGCCGGAGGAAAUAAUCGCAUUGCUCAGGCAUGGGGACGCUGUCAGAUGGUGCAGAUUGGCACGGAUGUCACUGUCACCGAGCCCUCGCAGCAUCCCACUGCUGCAGCUGUGCUGGCCCUUCAUCCCCCACCCCUCAGCCAAAAGGUGCUGGGGGAGUGUGCUUUUAAUGCUUAUUUCUGUCACACUAAACCUGUCCUAGGACCUCCAAGGAGUUGCUUUAGGUAGAAUCUGUUCACUUUCUGGAAGAUUCUGCAGAGCUGUCUGUCAGUGAUUGCUCUCUCCAGCUGGGAGGAAAAGAGAUGGCAUGAGAAGGCUGGAGCUGGGAGAAAAUACAGGGUGUGUAUUGGCAGAGCUCAAGGGGCUCUUUUGGUGUGUGCAGCCCCAGGAAACCCAUGGUCCCUGCUGACACUCUACAUUAUCCUCUGGAAAGCCAUGGCACUGCUUGCAGGGGGUGGCAGGUGGCACUGGGACAAGUGGUGGCUUUGCUGGAAGUAGGGCAGCUCCCAGGAGAUGCCUUCCUUGGGAGGAAACGUACUUUUGGAAGGACCUGGGAUGGAUCUGGAGCCCAAAUCCACCACACUUGGCUCUCAGGGCUGGAAGCACCAAAAGGAACAGAGUGUGUGGCAGAACAGGUGGUUUAGCCCAAACCUUCUUUAACAAAUACAAGAGCUACGCUAGAGCUUCCCAAAUGUCCUGUAUCAGGAUCUCUCAUCUUCCCUGUCCUCUUGUGGUCUGCAGAAAACCGGAGUGGUGGGAACUGUCUGAGGGAAAGGGAAGGGGUUUUUCACUUCAGGAGACCGACUUCUCGGUUUAUCCUUCCUCCGCUUUCACUCUUAAGUGCUUCCUCUGUGCAAGUGGGCAGAGGACUCGCGUGGCUCCAACGCUUGCAAGAACAGGGAUGGAGCCGCAGCCUGAUCCACUUUCCAUAAGAAAUAACAUCCCAGUGCUUUCUAGGCAUAUUAGGAAUCACAGCUUGACACUCAAUGACACUAAGUUAUUCUUGGGGUCCUUUGUAAGUUCUAAUCGUUCCCUAUUCUAGGUUAAAAUAUUUAUUUUGUCUAUAUAUUUUCUUUCCAGUGUGUUUUUUUAACCUCUUCUGUUAACUCUUCAUGUGCUGAGAUGUAAGGAUUCAAUGGUUUCUAUUUAAAUAUAUCCUCUGGGUUCUGUUUUUUUUAAUUGUCGUGUGUGGAUUUCAGCUGCAUCGUCAGCAGGUGUAAUAGAUAAAAAUGUGCUGUACAGACAUUUAGGGUGUUUAGGAUGUAGGCAAGGCUCAUAGGAGAACUGCUCAUAGAAACGUAGCACGGUGUCUCUUAAAGGGAACAGCGUAAAUGCUGAGACUGGUCCAUACUGGGACCCUCACGUAGCCUCCAACAUACCUUUUCCCUUCUGAUUAUCACAGCCUCCAUCUCUGGGAUGUGCUGAUCAACCCAGCUCUGCCAUCCCCAGGGCUGGUCUUCCACCUCUAAGCUGAAGGAUUUUUAGUGAGGUUCUGUUUGUUUGACUUCAUUCAGCAUUUUUUGAUUGGCUAUUUCCACUUUGAAAUGGAGGACUGGGAGCUGGCUGUGGUGGCGAGAUGUUUCCCUCCAGUGGUGGAAGAACAGAUCCGGGCUGUGGUUUCAGGCCCAGGGCAGGGGUGAUGGUCCCUCUGUGCAAGAGCUCCGCAGCCUGGCCAGCACAGCCUGUCCCUGCUCCUCUGUUCCCUGCUCUCCUGAUGUCACCUACAGGGACAGGAUGUGCAGCCCAGGAGAGCAAACAAGAUGGGUUUCCAACACUCUGUUUCAUCCAAUGAGUUGUUGAGUCUCCUGCAGCUGCUGGGAGCCCUGGAGUGGGAACUGCUUGUGCUAUCUCCAUCCCCGUCCAUCCCCAUCCAGCUCCGUCAUUGUUUACCUCCUCAGGGCUGACCACAAGCCUUGUGGAGCCUCCCCUGGAAAAACACAGCUCGGAACAGUUAUUUUUAUGGAAAUAAUGAAGCAGUGAGUGGAUUUAGAGCUGUGUUGGAGGUAACCCUUCUGCUGCUAUGGGCUGUGGAGACGAGGUGCCCACACAGCACCUUCCACCCGUCCACCCCAAACCGCAGCUUCUGGAGCAGGCUGUGCCUGCCUGCUCCAGCCCCAGGUUCCCCACACCUCCUCCUCACCUGGAGAGAGGUGAGGCUGUGUAUCACCAAGAGCCAGCUGGCCUUGGGCAAUGCCGAGCUCUGGUGCUGGUUCUCUUUAGCCUGUGACAAACCCACUACUCUGAAAUUCCCACCCUGCUCCGUGUUUUUAUGAGUAUGAGCUCCUCAUUCCCUACAUGUUCCCAUGAGCUGUUGUUAACCCUACAAACAUAACCUGUGUAAUAGCUUCUCUGUAUAUUACAGCUGUAGGCUUUCCAGAUAAAGGUGGAUAAUAUUUAUUUACUGAAGAUACUGGAUAUUUUUUUGUUUGGGAAUGGGGUAGGGGGAGAAAAGGGACAUAACUGUUUAAAGAGAUCGACUAUGUAAAGAGAAACAAAAUACACGAAAAGCAGAGAAACCCAACACUAAAACAUCACUGUAUUCAAGUAGAAAGUGUUUCUGUUAAGGACAAGACAACUGUAUUAAUCUGCCAUUGUUUAACUUGCUCCAGAAAUCAUCUCCUUGGUUCCUGCAUGUGAGAUAUUCCAAUAAAUACACUAUUAGUGUGA